This is a messenger RNA of Salvelinus namaycush (lake trout), 4001 nucleotides long. RefSeq names its product run domain Beclin-1-interacting and cysteine-rich domain-containing protein-like. The record is from RefSeq and is a predicted model, not a curated record. Gene Ontology annotation, cellular component: early endosome; late endosome. Lineage: Eukaryota; Metazoa; Chordata; Actinopteri; Salmoniformes; Salmonidae. The coding region runs from base 219 to 3206 and encodes 995 amino acids. Gene Ontology annotation, molecular function: phosphatidylinositol phosphate binding. The transcript is spliced from 21 exons. Gene Ontology annotation, biological process: negative regulation of autophagosome maturation; negative regulation of endocytosis.
GCGAGGUCAUGCGGUUUUGUGUUUCUGUUUGGGCCUCAUGCAAUUUUUGACACUGACAGCGCUCGUAUUGGACUACACCAGUCACCACUCCUACUAGCCAAAGUGAAUGCGACGAGAUAAUGUUGAGCCACUGGCUGUAAGCGGCCGGUGACUUGUGUGUACUGGAAGUGAAUUUGGGGGAAGCUGAUACCGUAUUCGGUUUCCCCCGGUUCGAGGAAAUGGAGAUUACGGCGGAGGCUGAAGACGAGGAACGCAGGAGGGAACACUGGAAGCUGCUCUCCAGUCUGAAGACCACGGUGGAGGGCCUGGUGUCCACCAACAACCCUAAUGUGUGGUCUCGCUACGGGGGUCUACAGCGGCUGCACAAGGACAUGAACCACAUCCUCAGCCACGGCCUCAAGCACGAGCAGGUGUACUACAAGCAGAAAGACUACUGGCCCUUUGUGUGUUGUGUCCGCUACAUCAGCCCUCACCUGGCCUCGCAUGUAGAACAGUUCAGUAAGCUGGAGCCCGUGCUAAACAGGGGUAUACAGAGUGUUGGGGAAGGCUACAAGGCAGAGCGCUGGCUAUUGCACAGCCUUCAGGUCCACCUGCUCUCCGCCCAGCUCAGACCCCUGCUCAAACACCAGGGACACACCCGCAAGUACUACAACGUUGCUCGCUCUGUCUCACGCCUCUCCCCCUUCCCUUCUCUCUCUCCCUCGCUCUGUCUCUCAGAGGAGGCCUUUCUCCUAAAAGAGCCCCAUGUGACGGCCAUGUUUCAGUAUCUUGAGGCCGUGGAACAGAACAACCCCCGUUUGCUGGCACUCGUUGACACUGUCAAGCUGUCCACUCUGAAGGGCCCUCCGUGUGUGGGGGGCCUGUUGAAGAGCCAUAGUCUGUGUGAGCUGCCUGGGGCCGGAGGAGGCUGGAGGGGCGGGCUGGGCAAGGGCCAGGGGCCCCCCAGGGAAGAGCUCAACCACAGGCUCACCACCUCCCAGUGCUCCCUCUCCCACCGAGACAGAGGACACACACUGAACAGCAUAAACACAGGGGUCAUCUCAGAGAGGAACUCAGACUCUAUUCCAUCAGCCAGCGCCCCGGGAGCCCCUUGGGGGUGCGUGUCAGGGUCCGGGGGGGAGGGCGAGAGGGGUGUGACUCCUCCUCCCCGCCCCAUGGCAGCUGUCCCCCACAUUGCCCUGACCGAGCCCGCCUCCCCAGGCCCUGCCCACUCAGACACCCUAGACUCUGGCGAGGGCGACGACGGCCCAGAGUACCUGGCCAUCGGUAACCUGGUGCAACGCUGCAAUCGCCGUGACUCCCAGAGCUCCACCCCCAGCAGCGAGCCCGGCGGGAGUGGCGAAUCAGGUGGCGAGGUUCCGGUCCAGCCGCCUAUGCGGAGCUCCCUGACUGUGGUCCCGCCUCCCGCUCCGCGAAGGUCAUCCUUCUCGGAGGGACAGAGGGGGCAGGGUCGCGGGGGCAGCAAGGGGCACAUCCGCUCGAUGUCUGACAUGGGGAUCAACCACAAACAUAGACAUGAAUCGUUGGUUGGAGUGGACUGCUGUGUCACGGCCUACAGCCCCUUCUCCCCUGCCAUCAGUGAUGUCAGCACACCCAGCUCCCUCUAUAUGGAGUCAAAUGGCUCCCAGUACAGCAGUGUUCCAGACGGCAUGUUCCGGAAGCCGUCAGAGGGCCAGAGCCUCAUCAGCUACCUAUCGGAGCAGGACUUCGGCAGCUGUGCUGACCUGGAGAAGGAGAAUGCCCACUUCAGCAUCUCUGAGUCUCUGAUUGCCGCCAUCGAGCUGAUGAAGUGCAACCUGCGGCGGCGGCGGGAGGAGGAGGAGGAUGGCGACGACAGCGACUCAGAGAUCCAGCAGUUAAAACAGAAGAUCCGCCUGCGCAGGCUGCAGAUCCGACGCACCUGCCUGCCACCCUCACAGCACUUGUUCCACUCCACAGACAGCGGAGGCUCCUGCAGGAGCUCCCAGGAUUCCUUUCACAUGUCCGACUCGGGCUCUGCCGAGGAGGUGGAGGAGUGUGAGCUGAGAGAUGGCUGUGAGGGCCAGUCCCUGAUGGCGGUGUCAAGGAGCGGCCUCUCCCUGUCGCUCGCCUCCCUCUUCUCAGAUGCAGACAUAAAGCGCAGUGUGACGUCCAGUGGCCGCUCGUUCCUCACCUCAGAGUCUAUCUCUCCGUCGUUCCUCCAGUCUAACUCGGCUGAGUCGGUGGCCAUGGGGCUGCUCAGGCAGUUUGAGGGCAUGCAGCUCCCCGCAGCCUCGGAGCUCGAUUGGCUGGUCCCAGAGCAAGACGCACCGCAGAAGCUCCUGCCCAUCCCUGACUCCCUGCCCAUCUCUCCUGAUGACGGGGAGCAUGCUGACAUCUACAAGCUGAGGAUCCGGGUGCGAGGGAACCUAGAGUGGGCCCCGCCCCGACCCCAGAUAAUCUUCAACAUCCACCCCGCGCCCAAGAGGAAAAUAGUUGUGGCGAAGCAGAACUACCGCUGUGCAGGCUGCGGGACUCGCAUAGACCCAGACUACAUUAAGCGAAUGCGCUACUGUGAGUACCUGGGCCGCUACUUCUGCCAGUGUUGCCACGAGAACGCCCAGGCGGUGGUGCCGGGCCGCGUGUUGAGGAAGUGGGACUUCAGCAAGUACUACAUCAGCAACUUCGCCCGGGACCUGCUGGGCAAGAUCGCCGGAGACCCCCUGUUCAACCCCAACGACAUCAACAGUGGCCUCUACAAGAAGAACAAAGCCCUGGAGACUGUCCGGGUUUUGAGGGUCCAACUCUUCCACAUGAAAAACCUCUUCAAGACAUGCCGCCUAGCUAAAGAAGUGCUGGACCAGUUUGACAGCCUCCCAGGUCACUUGACUGAGGACCUGCACCUAUUCUCCCUCAACGACCUCAGUGCUGUGCGCAACGGAGUUCUGGCCACCCGGCUUCGAGAGCUGCUGAAAUUGGGUUCCGGGCACGUGGCUGGCUGUGUGCUCUGUCAGGCCAAGGGUUUUGUGUGUGAGUUCUGCGGCAACGACAAAGACAUCAUCUUCCCUUUCGAGCUGAACAAGUGCACACGCUGCGAAGAGUGCAAGGCGUGUUUCCACAGCAAAUGUUUCCGGGCAGGCAAGGAGUGCCCACGAUGCCAGCGCCUGGCAGAGAGGCGGGAAAGGAUGGCACGCAAGAACAUGGAGGAGCAGGAGGAUAAGGAAGAGGACGAGGGAGGCGGGAGCUAGGAUAACGAACUGAGAAACAAGGGAGAGAGGACUGGAGAAAGAUUUAAAAAAAGAGAACAAUGAUUUUACUGACUGACAGGGACCCUUAUUCUUUCAACGAAUCCCUCCAUCCCUCUCUUUUCCUUGAAAUUGCAGCUUCUGGCUACUGGACGAACUCUGAUUUUAGUUUUUCGGUUGCUAUAGUGAAAGAUUAGAUUUUUGUUUUUUCUUCUUCACCCAAAGUAACAGGAUUCUUGCUUUUGUUUUUUGAAUGCAUUGUCAAUAUUCUAAAUAGCAUAUUAUAUUAAUAUAUUGGCUUGAUUUUUAUGGUUUGCUGCUCUGAUUCCAAGUGCAGAUAUCAUAAUACAAUAGAGUCCUGCCAUGUACAGUAUGUAUAGAAGUGAUUAUUUUAAAUAGAACAAGGUAGGUAGAAGUACUGAAAUGUUAUGCUAUUUUAGCCAACCCUAUGUGCCUCUGUCACCAAUGUUCUUAUACUGGCAGAGAUAGCGCCCCAUUUGGUUGUUUAAGAGGAGUUGGAAUGACAGGUCUUUGGCGGGGGGUCUCUCAAUCAGUAAUGCACAGAGUUGCGAAUAUUUUAAGAUGAUACAAUGUUUGUGUGCAUGUGUAAAAGGUGAUAUAUGCAUCUACUAAAAAGGUGUGGAAGUGUGUACUAUGGAGUGUGUGUGAGAGAGGUUGUCUCUGUACCUACUGUACCAUGCAUCUGUGCAGAAAUGUUUUGCACCAGCCUGAUCAGGCACUUAAAUAUAUCAUUUUUUGUCUUUGUGUAAAAUAUGAAGUCUUUGUUAUUUUUAACAA